Python bivittatus (Burmese python) is the source of this 735-nucleotide messenger RNA. The record is from RefSeq and is a predicted model, not a curated record. NCBI's taxonomy places the organism in Eukaryota, Metazoa, Chordata, Lepidosauria, Squamata, Pythonidae.
GCUCUCCCAACGCUGACAUUUGAGAGAAAAAACGCUUCCUGCCCCCAGUCCAGACCCACUGAUUCCGCCUCUGGGGCUGGAAGCAUCUGUGUCUGCCUCCUCAUUCCCGGGGGUUGCUUGUGGGGCAGGAUCCAUGGGCUCUGCAGGGGUUCCCCUGCUGCUGCUCCUGGUGGGGGCCCUGUCCCGGAUCCCUGGAAGCGAAGGGGGUCAGGAGCCUCCCGCCCAUUUCUUGUACCAGUGGAAGGCUGAGUGCCACUUCUUCAACGGGACGCAGCGGGUGCGAUUGCUGGACAGGUACUUCUACGACCAGCAGGAGUUUGUCUGCUUCGACAGCGACAUCGGGAAGUACGUGGCCGUCACCGAGUUCGGGCAGAAGGAUGCCGACUAUUGGAACAGCCUCCAGGACUCCCUGCAGGACCGGAGGGCCGCCGUGGAUUACUUCUGCCGAUGCCACUACGGGGCUUACACCUUCGGGCAGAAGGAUGCCGACUAUUGGAACAGCCUCCAGGACUACCUGCAGGACCGGAGGGCCGCCGUGGAUUACUUCUGCCGAUGCCACUACGGGGCUUACACCUAUCAGGCGGAGAAGACACGGCGUCUGAUUGGCCGGAGAACCAAGCCCACCGUCACCAUCUCCCCCACCAAGACGGACCCCGGUUCCCCCAACACCAUCCUCCUCUGCGCCGCGACGGGCUUUUACCCCGUGGAGAUCGACGCCCAGUGGCUGAAGAACGG